AUGGCUUUUAUGAUGUCUGGCAAUAACUGCACUGUUGUGACUGAAUUUAUUGUUUUGGGGUUGACAGAUGAUCCAACCCUUUGUGUCAUUCUCUUUGUGAUAUUUCUAGCUGUUUAUGCUCUCACACUAGUUGGUAACCUUAGCAUAAUCAUAUUGAUUAGAUAUAGCUCCCAACUUCACACUCCAAUGUACCUUUUUCUUAGCCACUUGGCUUUUGUAGAUACUGCUUAUUCCUCAUCUGUCACACCUGUUAUGCUUAAGAACUUCCUUGUGGACAAAAUCUCAAUUCCUCUGGGAGGCUGUGUGGCCCAAAUGUUCUGUGGAGCCACCUUUGGAACGACUGAAUGCUUCCUGCUUGCCGUGAUGGCCUAUGACCGGUAUGUGGCCAUCUGUAGCCCCUUACUCUACUCCACCAUCAUGUCUACAAGGGUCUCUACUCUGCUACUCAUUAUAUCCUACCUGGGUGGUUGUGUAAAUGCUUGGAUUUUCAUUGGCUGCUUAUUGAAUCGGUCCUUCUGUGGAUCCAAUCAGAUCAAUCAUUUUUGCUGUGAUUAUUUACCAGUUUUGAAGCUUUCUUCCUACCAAGAUGAUCUUGCUGAAAUUCUUCCUGCUACUUCUGCUGGGUCAGUAAUGGCAACCACAGUGUUAAUUAUCAUAAUCUCUUAUGUAUAUAUCCUCUCCUCAGUCCUGAAGAUAAGUUCCAUAGAGGGGAGAUCCAAAGCUUUCUCAACUUGUAGCUCCCAUCUCACAGCAGUUACUCUGUUCUAUGGGACCACUACAUUCAUUUAUGUGCUGCCCAAGUCCAGCUAUUCAACAGAGGAGAAUAAAGUGGUAUCUGUUUUCUACAUUGUGAUGAUCCCCAUGUUGAACCCCCUGAUCUAUAGUCUGAGAAACAGUGAAGUAAAAGGGGCUCUGAGAAAACUGAUGAGUAGAAAAUAUCCAUUUUUGUGAAUUCUUUUCAGUACAAAAAGUAUUGAUUUCAUACUCUGCACCUGGCACUGUGCUC
This is a messenger RNA of Monodelphis domestica (gray short-tailed opossum), 1006 nucleotides long. Lineage: Eukaryota; Metazoa; Chordata; Mammalia; Didelphimorphia; Didelphidae. The record is from RefSeq and is a predicted model, not a curated record.